AUGCAAAGCAGAAGGAGAAUAAGUUUUUGGCUUACUUGUGUGGGACCUUAUCUUCAUCGUGAUAUAUUGCUUGUACAAAAGAUAUGCCGAGUGUUGAAAGGUUAUUAUCUUUGUGCAUUGAAGAGUGUGAAUUCUGGUGAUUUGGAAGGCGGCGUUUGUGGAAAUCGAACUCCCCGCCUCCACCUAAAAGAAGCGAGAUUGAACCUUGAGGAAGCACUUGGUGCAUGUCUACUUCCUUCACUACAGUUAAUACCAGCAAAUCCUGCUGUUGGACAGGAGAAAUGGGCUGUACUGAGUCUCCUACCAUAUGAGAUUAAUCUGCAAAUACAAUUGGACACUAGACGGAUCUUGAAACGGCUUGCAAAGGAAAAACUAAAAGAGCUUGGAAGAAUGGUGGCAAAAUUAGCUCAUGCGAAUCCCAUGAGUGUACUUAGAACAAUUGUGCACCAAAUAGAGGCAUACAGGGAUAUGAUUGCUCCAGUUGUAGAUGCAUUCAAAUAUUUGACACAUCUUGAGUAUGAUAUUUUGGAAUAUGUUGUGAUCGAACGGCUUGUACAAGGGGGUCGUGAAAAGCUAAAAGAUGACGGCCUAAACGUAUCACACUGGCUUCAGUCUUUGGCAUCAUUUUGGGGUCAU
Molecule: messenger RNA, 636 nt
Organism: Lactuca virosa
Lineage: Eukaryota; Viridiplantae; Streptophyta; Magnoliopsida; Asterales; Asteraceae
Source: the annotation of a GenBank genome assembly